This is a messenger RNA of Rhincodon typus (whale shark), 1988 nucleotides long. RefSeq names its product baculoviral IAP repeat-containing protein 6-like. Lineage: Eukaryota; Metazoa; Chordata; Chondrichthyes; Orectolobiformes; Rhincodontidae. Gene Ontology annotation, molecular function: ubiquitin conjugating enzyme activity; cysteine-type endopeptidase inhibitor activity. The coding region runs from base 4 to 1452 and encodes 482 amino acids. The transcript is spliced from 9 exons. The record is from RefSeq and is a predicted model, not a curated record. Gene Ontology annotation, biological process: negative regulation of apoptotic process. Gene Ontology annotation, cellular component: nucleus.
GACAUGGCCAGGCAUGUUCCUCUGUAUAGAUCUCUGCUGGAGUUGCUACGUGCCAUUGCUUCAUGCAUAUCCCUUGUGCCUCUUCUUCUGCCUUUGUCUGGUGAUAACAGUGAGGAGGAUGACGAGCAUUCUGAAACACAGACUUCUGUUGGCACUUUACUAGCAAAGAUGAAAACGUGUGUGGAUACUUACACCAACAGAUUAAGAUUACUCUUCACUUCUGACAGAUCUAAGAAAGAUAAAAGCAAAGCAGGGUCCAAGAGUGAUACAGCAGAGGCGGAAUCUGAAGGAUUAACACUGCUUGUACCUGAUAUUCAGCAAACUGCUGAGAUUGUCCAGUUGGCAACCACCAGCCUUCGUCAGGCAGCUCAAGAAAAGAAAAUUGCUGAAUCAACAAAGAAGGCAAUGGCACGACCGAGGCCUUUAGCAGUCACACGUUCUCUGGAGGAAAAGUAUGUCGCUGCAAUGAAAAAGCUGCAAUUCGAUACUGCUGAGAUGGUCACAGAAGAUGAUGAUGGAAAGUUGAUCUUCAAAGUAAAUUACCAUUACAUGUCUCAGGUGAAGAAUGCCAGUGAUGCUAACAGUGCUGCCAGAGCUAGACGCCUUGCACAGGAAGCUGUCACACUCUCAACAUCACUGCCUCUUUCUUCUUCAUCCAGUGUAUUUGUGCGUUGCGAUGAGGAGAGAUUGGAUAUCAUGAAAGUUCUAAUCACAGGACCAUCCGAUACACCUUAUGCAAAUGGCUGUUUUGAAUUUGAUGUAUAUUUUCCUCAAGAUUAUCCAAAUUCUCCUCCACUUGUAAACCUGGAAACCACAGGAGGACACAGCGUACGAUUUAACCCAAACCUUUACAAUGAUGGAAAGGUCUGUUUAAGCAUUCUCAACACCUGGCAUGGAAGACCCGAGGAGAAGUGGAAUCCUCAAACUUCUAGUUUUUUGCAAGUGCUAGUGUCAAUCCAGUCUUUGAUACUGGUAGCAGAGCCUUAUUUUAAUGAACCUGGCUAUGAGAGGUCAAGAGGAACACCCAGUGGCACUCAGAGUUCCAGAGAGUACGAUGGAAAUAUAAGACAAGCAACUGUAAAAUGGGCCAUGCUUGAACAAAUAAGAAAUCCCUCGCCAUGCUUUAAAGAGGUCAUACACAAACAUUUUUACUUGAAGAGAGCAGAGGUUAUGGCCCAGUGCGAAGAGUGGAUUGCAGAUAUUCAGCAGUAUAGCAGUGACAAGAGGGUCGGCAGGACCAUGUCUCAUCACGCAGCUGCUUUGAAGCGCCAUACUGCGCAGCUACGUGAAGAGUUGCUGAAGCUUCCCUGCCCUGAAGGUCUUGAGCCAGAGUGUGACGAGGCAGUGGAAAAAACUGAAGAUGCUGCAACGGGUGAAACAGAACCUGUAUCAGAGGGUGAAGAAAAGCCCAGCAGCAGCAGAGACCCCUCCCCUAAUGAUGUCAAAUUAUGAUCUGCAAUGCGUGGACUUGAAAGACUCGAGGCUUUGGAGCACAAGCCAAACUUUGUCAAUAUUUGUAUGUAAGAAGCUAAUUAUGUAAUAGGUAAUAAAAUUGAACUAUGUUAUGCCCUUCAAAGUAAAACCGUUUAAAUCAAUAUGAUCUUUUAUUUACCUGUAAAAGAGUGUAAACUUUUUUGUGCUUUUAUUUUUCAAUUGUGACACAACCACUACAUGGUAUGUUUGAAACAAAUUGUUCAUGUAUACACUGAUGACAAACGGAUAAAUCACUGAUAUAAGGGAAAUCCAUUAGAAUGUUUACCGAAUGUUAAUUUUUCAGAUUUCUCCAUUAGAGGACAGUUGCAACCAGGAAUAUAUUGUCAUCCUUAUAGGUACUUCGCUUAUUUAAAAAUACAGAUCUUAGGCUGGUAGCCCCUAUCCCCGUUCCCCUUCUUUAUCUCUCCCUCCAAAACAAUGUUUGGCCAUAUUCAUUGCUAAUAAUAAAUUUCUACAAACUCCUGUAACUUCAAUAAAAAGAUGAAUGAACAUUC